AUGGUCGCCCUCGCUCUCAGUACUCUUCUCCUCGGAUUGGCUACCCUCGCUGCUUUUCGACGGUGGAAAUUGAUCAAACGUCUACCCCUUCCUCCUGGCCCCAGGCGAGUCCCUCUCUUAGGCAACCUUUUUCAGUUGCCCAGGCGCAACGGAUGGUUGCAAUUCAAGCAGUGGUCAAAACACUUUGGAUCAGAUAUCCUAUACCUCAACGUCGCUGGGGUCAGCGUUGUCGUUUUGAACUCAACCGACGCGGCGAAUGAUCUGCUUUCUCGGCGAUCAAGUAUCUAUUCGAGCAGGCCGCACGCUGUAAUGCUUACCGAACUGUCGGGAUGUGAUUGGGCGUUCGCGACCAUGCCAUACAAUGACUAUUGGAAGCAGUGCCGCCGUAUUUUCACCAUGCAGCUUAAUCCUAUCCACGUGUCACGUUAUCAACCACAGCAGCUUCAGUUCAUCCCCGACCUUUUGUUGGGCCUGUUGGAUAAUCCUGAUGGGUACCUUCACCACGUUAGACGAUCUGUGGGUACGAGUAUACUCUCUAUCACAUACGGGAUCGAAGAUCGAAAUGAGCUGGAGUCUCAUAUUACAUUGGUGGAAGAAGGCGCAGAGAGACUAGCCGUCGCAGGAUCACCUGGUGCCUUCUUGGUAGAUUUCCUCCCGUGGCUGAGGUAUGUCCCAAAAUGGUUACCUGGCGCAGGGUUCCAGCGCACGGCCGAGGAGAAUCGCUGGUAUUCCCAGCGCAUGCUAGAGGUCCCAUUUGCAACAGCGAAAAAACUCGCGGAAAGCGGUAUGGGCUGGCCCAGCUUAGUGUCACGCGGACUGUCGAGUCUUGCGACAGAAGAUGAGCCCCUUGGUGAGAAAACGCUGAAAGAUACCGCCGCAACUGUGUACGCAGCGGGGGGCGAUACGACCGUCGCAUCACUGCAAGUAUUUUUCCUAGCGAUGCUCUCGCAUCCCGAUGUGCAGACGAAAGCGCAAAAGGAGCUGGACAGCGUCCUAGAAAGUGCGCGUCUUCCCGCGUUCGAAGAUAAAGAACAUUUACCCUACAUCACCGCCAUCAUGCUGGAGGUUCUCAGGUGGCAUACGGUGACGCCGCUAGGCAUACCCCACGUUCUGUCCGAAGAUGAUGAGUACAAUGGUUAUCGUUUACCGGCGAACUCCAUCGUCGUAGGCAAUAACUGGGCGAUGUUGCAUGACGAGCGUGUCUUCCCGCAUCCCGAUCAGUUUAAUCCCGAUCGCUUUAUCUCUGAGGGAAAGCUCAUUGACGAAGACAAAGUCCUUGCUGCUUCCUUCGGCUUUGGGAGAAGGAUAUGCCCUGGACGCUACAUUGGCAUGUCCGAACUGUGGAUCACGGCUGCGUCUGUAUUGUCUGUGUUCAACAUCACCAAGGCUGGGAAGGAACCUACGCGAGAGUUCACGACGUCGUUGAUAAGUACCCCUUUACCGUUCCAAUGCGCGAUCAAACCGCGUUCUGAGGAGGCGCAGAAGCUUAUACGAGCAGCUGCUGAUAGUAAAUGA
Pleurotus ostreatus (oyster mushroom) is the source of this 1515-nucleotide messenger RNA. RefSeq lists its product as uncharacterized. The transcript is spliced from 12 exons. The record is from RefSeq and is a predicted model, not a curated record. Gene Ontology annotation, molecular function: oxidoreductase activity, acting on paired donors, with incorporation or reduction of molecular oxygen; monooxygenase activity; heme binding. NCBI's taxonomy places the organism in Eukaryota, Fungi, Basidiomycota, Agaricomycetes, Agaricales, Pleurotaceae. The coding region runs from base 1 to 1515 and encodes 504 amino acids.